AUCCAAUGCUACUUACCAUACCGACCCCUGUUGAUCCCGACUCGAAUUCACUUUGAGCAUCAAAUCUGUCCUCACGAUGAUCAAGUCUGCACGAAAGGGUUUGAGACUGUCGUGCAUUUCACGUAACUCUUGGCUCGGGAUAUCCACAUAACACCACCACUGCAAAUUGAUCUCCAGCCGGUCGACCCCCAAGCUCAUUCCCAUAUACUUCCUGAGCACCAUGGCACCCAAGAAAGCAACCCUGACCUCCAAAGCCCUCCAAGCUCUACUCACACGCAUCGGCUCAGCAUCGUCAGGAACCAAAAGCGCGCUCCUCCGGCGAUUUCAGCGCGACCUCCCCAGAGUCUACGGCUUCUGUCCGCAAUCCGCAGAGAUCGCACCACAGCUGGAAUCACGGAGCCGCAAGGUACGGGUCAUCAGCAUCGACAUGGGCAUCAAGAACCUAGCAUUCUGCGACGCCGAGAUAGCAUACCCAUCCCCCGUGCCCAAGUCAAAGCAAAGCCUCGACGCCACCAUGCAAGUCAUGCGCUGGAAGAAACUCGACCUCGUAGAAGUUACAUCGCGAGACAGCAGACAAGACCCCGAAGCUGCCGAGGAAGACAUCAGCCAAUUCUCGCCCUCGGUCCUCUCGAAGACCGCUUACAAGCUCAUCACGGAAGAAGUCCUGAACGUGAAUCCAGAUGUGAUCCUCAUCGAGAAACAGCGCUGGCGCUCGGGUGGCGGCAGCGCGGUCCAGCAGUGGACUGUGCGCGUCAACACGCUCGAGGCCAUGCUGUGGGCUGUGCUGGAGACGGUGAAGCGGACGCAGCAAUUCCGAUCUGGAAGCACCGAGGCGCUCGCGACAAAGACGUUCGAGGUGCGCGCCGUGGAUCCCAAGCGCGUGGGCCAGUACUGGCUGGGGCGGCACACCCAAGCGCUCUCGGAACGGGAGCAGGGCGCGGAUCAUGCUCUCGCGGAACGUGCAGAAGCCCCCGACGCCGUCGAUGAUGCCACGGACACGAGUGCGAAGAAACCCAGCCGCAGCAAAGCAGAGAAGAGCGCAAAGAUCGCCGUGCUCCGCUCCUGGCUGGCGCAGGAUGCAAUGUCCACCGCGCCCUCUACGCCAACUCGCACGCCGCACAUCACGUUCCGCAUCGACGCGGGCGCAGAAGCAACGCGGCAGGCGCUGCUGCGCAUCGCCAAGGCACCGCGGAGGAAGAAGGCGUUGAAAGCCGCAAAGAGUCGCGGUGAGGAUGGAGGGGUGGUGGAAGAAGGUCCGGCAGCGGAGAUGAAGAAGCUAGACGAUGUUGCCGACUGCUUCCUCCAGGCUGCGGCGUGGGUCGCGUGGGAGUCGAAUCGGAUGCAGCUGCUCGCUGCGGUGGACGGCGACACGACAGUCUCUUCAGCUGCGGUGGACGAGGCCGCGAUAGCGAAGAUGAUCGAGGACGUCGGCAGUGCGUAGAUUCAUCCGAGACCUUGGACGAGGAAGCGUCUGCAAGCCUUGACGACGUGAGAGUGAGGCAAUACUACAUUACGUCGACCACAUGCAAUCGUCGUAUCGAGACUGAUGUGCACAUUACGUCCACUAUUAGACAUCAGAUAUCAGACAUCAGACAUUACCCAGUUCCCUCGCCAACAGUUCCCUCGCUACCAGUUCC
Didymella exigua CBS 183.55 is the source of this 1637-nucleotide messenger RNA. RefSeq names its product ribonuclease H-like protein. The transcript has a single exon. Gene Ontology annotation, cellular component: mitochondrion. Bases 221 to 1441 code for a protein of 406 amino acids. NCBI's taxonomy places the organism in Eukaryota, Fungi, Ascomycota, Dothideomycetes, Pleosporales, Didymellaceae. Gene Ontology annotation, molecular function: DNA endonuclease activity; crossed form four-way junction DNA binding; flap-structured DNA binding. The record is from RefSeq and is a predicted model, not a curated record.